This is a messenger RNA of Anopheles marshallii, 1104 nucleotides long. RefSeq lists its product as uncharacterized. NCBI's taxonomy places the organism in Eukaryota, Metazoa, Arthropoda, Insecta, Diptera, Culicidae. The coding region runs from base 1 to 1104 and encodes 367 amino acids. The transcript is spliced from 4 exons. The record is from RefSeq and is a predicted model, not a curated record.
AUGAUGGCCAGAAGUGGUAGCGCCGGACUUUGCUCAAUGAUGCAGCUGCUGCUCGUUCGGUUCCUGCUGAUGGCGGUAGUUGCGCUGGCCAUUCUCGGCGCGGAAGCGGCAGCCGGAAGCGUUCGCUUGCCAGUGAGACAAACGAGCGCCAGUGUAGCGGAAGAUGAAGAUAGCAGCAGUGCAGCAGCAGUGGGCUCUUCGGACGAGAUGCUGGAAGAUGAAAGUUUCGAACAAGACGUCAGUGGACGCAGUGGUGAAAAAAACGACAGCUGGCAGGAGAGUGAAUCAACAACGGAACCGGGCGGGACGGAUGCGAUGGAAACUGUAACGGGGACGACGUUGGGAUAUAGUGCCGUUGCCACCACACCGAAGAUAGUGGCCGGGCCCGUGAAGCAGCUAAGCCGCUAUGAACAGGGUUUGGAAGACUACGACGAGGCGGCCGACCGUGCCGAGCGCGAGCAGCAACAGCAGCAAAAGGAGCAGAGCGUGGAGCAGCAGUACAACAAUAUGGUGAAACCGAUGCUGACAUUAUUUAAUGUGAUAAGCACAGUUUUAUCGUCCGGAAGAUCAAUGCGCACGAUGACAUCGGGCGGGGAACGGCCGGAGCAAACGCUGGCCACCGAUGACGGCAAUCCCGACCGACGAGAUGGCAAUAAAACCGAGAUCAUCACUUUUGGCGAAAAAUCAACAAGCGGCGCCAAUGGCACCGGUGGAGGUAAUGAAAAUGCUACCGUUGAGGGUCGCUACAUAAAAGGAGAUCCACUGAACGGGUACUACGAUUUCGUCAUCAGCGAAGGUUCGUACAAAUUUUGGGCAGUGUUCCAGCUCGUGACGGCCGCCGUGGUCAUUUACUCUACGUUAACCGCCAUUUACUACUCGAAAGUGGCACCGCUUACUUCGGAUUACGAUUACAUCGAUUACCUGAACGGUGGCCGUGCGUUUGCCGGUGCCCGACCGUUAGAUGGUGCGACACGGACGGGUCCGGCGACCGGUAGGCGAACGUCCGGCUGGAACUGGGAUGCGCUGUCCACCAGCAGCUGGUUCGGUCCAGCUGCCCAAGCGUUCACGAUUGUGAUGGAUGCGAUCGAACGGCAGCCUAACUGA